Molecule: messenger RNA, 28368 nt
Organism: Porites lobata
Lineage: Eukaryota; Metazoa; Cnidaria; Anthozoa; Scleractinia; Poritidae
Source: the annotation of a GenBank genome assembly
AAUCAUCUUUCAGGUCAACCUAACGGUAACCAAGAAUCUGGGGAUUCCACUGCUCUACGUCAGCUACUGACACAUGUCCCGGAUAUAGUGAUCAACUGCGACCAUAAGAAGUCUAUGCCACGUGUCAAUCACGUGGUGGGCGUGUGCAUGUUUGCUGACAUAUCAGGUAAGAGGUUUCCGGCAUAGCUUGAGCCAAAGGGCUAUUUGCAUCUAAAAUUUUUAACCAUAUCAAUUUGUUGUAAACCGCGCCACUCAAAUGGCAAAUGAACUGAUUCAAAUUCAUACACAGUUUUUCACAUUCUCCAACAGUAAUAUAGUGAAAUAGUCACAAGCCUAACUUAUUUUUCCAGGUUUCACAUCACUAUGCGAGACAUACGCCUUAAAAGCUUCAGAGGAAUCUUGUGGCACAGACAAACUUACGACCACAUUGAACACUUAUUUAGGAAAGAUAGUGGAAGGUAGGUGAUAGAAAAUGGUCCCCGAUGUGUACAUGUGUGACCUAUAUACUGGUCAUAACAUCACUCACAUGAGUCCCUUACAUAUCUCAAAUACAUAUCAAAGACUAGCCGGGAAUAGCUCCUAAUAUAUGGAAGGGAAGUAUUGUAGAGACAAUAACAUUAAAAAAAAGUGGUACAACUAAAAGUUUUUUCUAUAGGGCCAGCGCAUUCUGGAGAUGAGCUUGUUAGUAACGGCUUGAUCAAAAGUUUUCACAUUGUAUACAACAUAGUGAUAAAGUUUUUGAAUAGUUACAAUGAUGUACCCGUCUGAAAUGGUUUUCAAUAAUAUGUAUCAUGGGGAGAAAUUACAGCAGCGGUACUCUUUUGGACGCUUCGUUGUUUCAGAUAUCUUGAAGCAUGGAGGAGAUGUCUUAAAAUUUGCUGGUAUGUAGAAAUUCAUCAUUUAAUUACAAAGCGUGUCCAAACCAAGAUUCUGGGCACAAUCAAAGGAAAAUACACGUUUUAUUUUAUGUCUUCUGCUCUUUGUCUUUGAAGUGCCAUAAAUAUAAGUUCGCUGCUUCGUUUUAAUAUUACAGCGUCCUAUCUAGCAGAGUCGCUCCGAUCUUUCCUAGAUGAGUCGGGAAAGAGGAAGCGACUUAUCUAGGAAGAUGGGAGGGGAGUAUGUUCGCAGGGUAGUAUGUUAUAGCAACUUGUUUUCUUUUUAAUUUGCCGCGAGGUAACUGUCAGGGACUAGCUACAAAAUGUAAAGCAAAACCUAUUAGCAAUAAGCUUUCGUAUGUUGCUACCUGAGUUUUACCAGCCAUGCAAUUAACACUAGCCUCGGAAAGAAAUUCGUAUUUCCACGCUGCAAUGUAGUAUCCUUUGUAUACAAUUUCUUACAUUUAGGUUUUACUUUAUAAAGUGCAUUUCUGAACAUUCAAAUGAAAGCUAUAGAGCGGCGCUCUUGACAUUCAACUCUCAAUGGGAAUAAAGUACAAACUUAAGAUAUGCAAUGAAUGUCGUAUUAGUGUACGACUGUAAUUUUAACAAGACAACAUAUUUGAAAACUCCUAUGAAAGCUUACAUAGAAGUUAAUUUAUCUUUGUUCUAGGUGAUGCCCUACUCGCUUUAUGGAAGUCUGAAGACAGUGCAAUGGACAUGACGCUUCUUAUUAACAAAGCUAUCAUUUGUAGCAUAGAUAUUCAAGAAGAAUGUGAUAACUACAUGACUGAUGUAGGGGUUGUACUCGGAGUUAAAAUCGCUUUAUCGGUCGGUAAAAUGCAAAUCACUCAUGUGGGAAUAGCGGAAAGCAAACAUUUCGAUUUAUCAGGGUUAGCAGUUGAUGACGUUAACGCAGCGGAGAAGUGGGCGGAACCUGGAUCGAUAAUUUUAUCACGUUUAGCUUAUUUGAAUUGCGACCAGUCUUUGUUCUUAUUUGAGAUCAUGGAUGAUGAAUUUCAUUACAGGGUAAGUUACCUUCGUAUGAUGAUACGGUUCAAAAUAUGAGUGAUUUUAUAUUUUUCCAUUCGUGUCAUUUUGACCAUUGGGUAUAUUACGAACUCUCAAUGGCUUGCUCUCCAGUUGGCUUGAUUAGCUCAAUAGAUAGAACGUUGUGUCCGGUCGUCGCAAAGGUUAGGGUUAUAUUCCCGGUCAAGCAUGAAUUUUUUCAGGUUCUUUUUGCAACCGCUUAGGUUUUUCACUCUAUUGUAAUGAUCAUGUUCAGUUUCAAAUCUUUAUCCCCAGUUUAGAAUGUGACUCAUUUCAGUUCCUUGUUUGCUUGGAACUUCUUUUAGUGUUACCGGUGCACUGACUGUAUGACGAUGAACUCGUGAUGGCCAGUUUCUAAGAAAACGCUGGUGGUUAGGGAAGGACAUGAAGCUGAAUUAAGUCAAAGAAGCUGUGGAAGGACUUACAUAAGAACGGGACCGGGAAUUUUUUUCGGCAAUUGAAAUUUAACACCUAACGGAAGCAAAACCCGGUUACUAAACCCGGUAACGCUAUACUUUACUCCGAAAAAAGAACACAAAAUAAGAGCGAGGUGUUGACUUAUCAAUAUGUCGUCGACACAGUAUUCUUUUCGCUCAACACUAAGCGAUACCUGUACUGGUAAAAAUAUUGUCUGUUCGUCCUAAAAACAGUACCUGAGACUGAAAUCUGCAAUUGAUACCCCAUAAUGAGACGACGAGUAUCCCCCCUUACUUUCAUAAAUGAGUUUCCCCCGGGUGCAAGAGUAAGAUUGAUAUAUGAACCUUAUUCAGUUACUAUCACCAUAAGAUUGUAAUCAUAAUUAGCAUCAACACCACCAGUAGUAUAGAAGGGAUGUUUUAAGCCUUUUUUGAGGGGAAAUCGCAUGUAUUUAUUUGAGGGGGAAUACAUUAGCGCUGAUGACGUCAUAGCCUUCUGUCUUUUGCGCAUGAAUUAAGUAUGGAGGAGUCUCAUUAAGAAAAGCUUAUGUGUAUAUUAAUUUUAAGCGUAUUAACCGGUAUCAGCACUGACAGUAUCAAGUCAUCAAAAUCACCAUCACCACAACCAUUAUUGUUAUCACCAUAAACACCACCUUCAUUAACAUUAGUAUCAAAUCCAUUGAGCAAUUCGAACUCUAUUACUGAAAUCAUCAUCACCAUCAGCACCAACAUCAUCAUUACAUACUAUACCAUUAUAUAUUAUCGUCAUCAUUAUCGUCACGAUCGGUACGUACUUAGUUUCUGUCUUGUUCCUUUCCAGGUAACUGGUGCAAAAGUAGAGGAAGAGGCCUCCACUAUGACCACAGUAAAUCCAACUGGUGUUCAGUUAGCUCUCAUGUCUGGCUUACUUUCCACAGACGCUGUCUUGUUAUCAACACCAUCAGUGGCCAAGAGAAUAUUCGGCCCUCAUGUGGGUACUUUGAUGUCUCGCUAUCAUCCACAGCUAAAACUUCCCAGAAUUUUUAGCAAAAAGAGUCAGGCAGAACAGAAAGAUCAGAAAUGUAAAGUUACCGGCAAGGUGCUGAAAAGUGAAAGUUUCCACGAUCCAGGUUAGUUAUAUUUUGCCCGUAACUUUUAAAACAAUCAUAUUUCACAUAGGUUUUAAUCUCUUUCUUUCCACGGCGUUUUAUGAUGUAUAAGCAUUUACUAAAAUUCUUCAUGAAAAUUAUUUGUAAUAGCUUUUAUGAUUAUGGCCGAGAGGAAAAGGAAAUAAGCCCCCAUCGGAAUUCCACACUUUUCUAGAUACCCGGGAGGGGUAUGUUAACGUGUGUUAACGAAUAAGACUAAAGAGGUCAAGGGAUUGGGUAGGAGGAUUUAGGCUGGUUUUCACCGGCGACGGAGUCGGAGUCGGAGUUGUAAGCGGAGUCUCGCGCAAGAGCGCUUAUGAUCUAAUGAAAAUCAAAAAUCGGAGUCGUAAGCGGAGUCAUAAGCGCGACAGAAUCGAAGUCAGAAGAAUCAGAACGUUUCCAUUUCUUCCGUCAGCGCUUACGACUUCGUCGCUUACGUUCAAACCAGAUUGUCGGAGCCGGAAGCAGAAGUGGAAGGACGCACGUUCCCACGCGCUUUGUGAUUUGUCUGGUUUUCUGCUCCUGUUUCCGACUCCGACAAUCAGGUUUUCACUGGAUCAUAAACGGAACGUAAGCGACGGAAUCGUAAGCGGAAUCGAAACGCUGUUUUCACUAGAUCAUAAGCUCUACGCUUCUGAUUAAGACUCCGACUGCGACUUCGUCGCUAGUGAAAAGCCGCCUUUAGAGUCCGUUGAGUUGGUUGUAAACUGAAGAGAUGAAAAAUAAAUUAAAUGAACUCUAGAAAAGUGCAAUUCCAGGUACGAUGGCGCCGCUGACUGAUUUAACGAUAUUCAUGGAUGUAAUAAUAAACAAUGACCAGAAACUUCAAAUACAUAAUCAUAUUAAGAGAAAGGUCUUCAUGGAAAGAUUUCAAAACAAAUACUUUUAAUGACACUUGAUUUUCUUACUUCGAUUUUCUUGGCACACCGAUUUCUCUGCUUCCCAGUCUUAAUGAAAUUAUAGAGGUUCAAUUUCUUCUUUUUCAGAUCACCGAACUGAUAUUUACAGCAAACUGAACGAUCAGGAUAUUGCUGAUCUUCGUGCCUAUGUCUCCAAACCGGUUCUUUCAAAGGUCUGCAUUUGAACCACUUAUCUGCCUUGUGUAGCCCUGUAGAAAAUAAAAUUAGACGUUCAAUUAAACUUCGAUAAGAUUUCAUUUAUUUCUGUUGUAAGCUAACGUAAAUGAGAAAGUAAAAGCAAAAAGAAAAAGAAAUAAAUGAGAGUAAAAAUUCUUGUGCAAUGGUGCCUUAUGGCAAUUUAAUCACCCCAGCAAAUGUGCUGGCCCUUGCGCAUGCGUACAUUACAUCCGCGUCCCGCUCUCCAGGUUUUGGUGACAAAAACCGUUGCUUAGUCUGUACCAAUGAUGACUAUAAUCUCUGUUUCAUGAUCCUGCAUUGUAGAUCGACCAUGACCAGGACCUACAAUGGUUGUCAGAAAUGCGUCAAGUUUCUGUGCUAUUUAUAAAUAUGGUGCUGCCCACCAAACAAAGUUCCCAUUCCUGGGCUUUACAAAAGGCUUUUGAGGUUAUUCAUGAAAGUGCAAGGAGACUGAGAGGUAAGGUUUACAACGGAGAUAUUUAGACAACAGUACGUUAACGUUUUUAAAGAAGAGGCGAAGCUUAUUUGGUGGGAAAUUAGUUAACGAAUGAGGGAAAAGAAGUUAGAAAAUGGAGAUGCGAUUAUAAAAGCUUACUGCUUUGGAAACUCCAUGGAAAUAUUUUACAAUUGGGAAGCCCUAUUUAAUUAGUGAGAAAAGAAGAGGACACCGAUUAUGGUUUGCACUUAUGUAUAGUGAUUUGGUAAGCACUGUUUUACAAUGAUUAGCUUUUAUUUACUGUUUUGGAAACUCUAUCGAAAUAUUAUAUAAUUUCUCCGACUUGCUAGGUCUUGCUACUACUCAUUUGAUGCUGGGCAUUGGCUGAAUAAGAGAUAAAUAUAGUAAAGCGGAGUUAAAGGCUUUCUACCUUUCCUUACUCUGGUCCUUUUUAAAAUCAAGAAUCCAAAUUAAACUUUUCCAGACACUAUAGAUCAUGAGUAUUUACCCAAUUGUUUUCCCUUAUGACAUAUUUCCUAAUUGAUUCUUGUAUUUUACAAUGGCAGGUAAUCUGAACAAAGUCUUUUCCUUUGAUAAGGUAUGAGUUAUAAUGUCAUUUUGUUCGUAUAUCAGAUGUCACUCGGCACGUGCAAUUAUAUGCUUGUACGAUAUUUGCAGCAAUGCAAUUCCAGGGACGGCGGAACAUUUUUUUCAAGUUGGGAGCUGACAAGCGACUUAAAGUGGGAAGGCUUAGGGGACCCUCCACCUAGUAAGUCUUUAUUUUUUGGGUAAAAAUAGGGGGUCUUAAAAUGGGGUCGCUACAGCUCCCCCAGACAUCGCCGUCUCAGAAUGCAAACACCAUUUAACGAAAUUUUAAGGAUUUGACCAAGUAGUAGCCUGCGAAUCGGAUGUAGAGAAGCGAUAACCGGAAAUACAUCUAUGUUCCCAUUCUAGCUAAGUGCUUGGUCCUUAAGUUUACUUAAGUUUAUGAUUUUAGAAUGUCUGUACAUUUUUGUAAUAGUAUCGACGAUGAUGAUGAUAAUAAUGAUAAUAAUAAUAAUAAUAAUAAUAACAAAAUACAAAUAAUAUAUAUUAAUAACCCUAUGGGAGUGCUCAAUACAUAAAUUAUGCAGAGCGCAAUACAAAUAAGUCUUUGUAAUGGUUAUUUCCGACGAAAUUGAAACCGCGACGAUCGCUACUUACCCUGGUAUUGAUGAAGCGACCAUCGUAGAGAUUAGAACGACUUUUGUAUCGCCAUUCCAAUCAAGUUUGACCACGUCAGUAGUCGUGAAAUGACGGCAAAUAAAUCUGCCAAAAAGUGUGCAGAGCGUUCAGAGUUUUUGUUUUGCUAACUACACCUGUUGCCUGUUUACUAUCUCGUGUAAGUCGUCGUUUUGGUCGCGCUGAGCUCGCCGUUAACGUCACCACGUAAAAUAAUUCUUGAUAUGCGACGGUUUUUCCUGAAAAACGACGACUUGAUGGAAAACGUGCGACGAAAUCGACCUUCCGCAGGUACUCCUACAGAGGAUGACAAAUGCAGAGCGUGAAAAGUUGUAACUCGGAGCUUCACGCACUAAACGAUCAUCAGACUAAAUAAUAUAUAUCAGCACGAAGGGUGAUUGGCUCUUUCCUGGGCAUUUUACAGUCAUGGCCUUUCGCAUACUUUCUACCACUACCGAAAAUUGUGGCGCAUCGGCUGCCCCAAAUACGGUAGUUUCGACUGCGCAUCCGUUUAUAAUGUUCCUUUUCAAGAAUUCUGUUGUUUGGUGGCAAGGCGUAGCUGAGACCUUGCUGCGUGUUUGCCAUAUUAAACUGCUGCCCAAUUACAUAGUACUUUAGUGCAUCAAUAGCGAAUCAGUAGCAUGACUAAAUAGCGAAUAGUGUGUCCUAGAUUGCUGUCAGAACCUCAAAAAUUGAACUACAAAACAGUUUGCAAGUCUAUCUUCUCUCUCAGAGAACAGCAGUUCUUAUUGAGUGGAUAAAAUUCAUUUUCAAAACUUAAAAUCCAUAAAUUUCGUUAUUUGCAAGCAUUUUCUGACGCAGGUGCUACGAGCAUUUUUCUGAAGACUAAAAAGCAGUAAGUGACGACACAUGCAAGUACCUGGAAAAUAUUACCAUGGUAGUAAUUGAAUUGCCACAUUUUCCGAUUGUUUGACAGGGUUGCACAUUUAUUGUUAUAUUUGGCUUACCUGGGGAUAAGCACGAGGACGAUCCUGCACGAUCACUAAAAGCUGGCCAUCGGAUAAUGGACGCACUACAUCAGAUCAUGGAGAUCACGUGAGUGUCACGACAAAUUGAUACUAAGUAACCCUGAAUUCACGGUGAUGUAAUGAACCAUGUAACAGGGUUGAAUCCUCGACAGGAAUAGACCUUUGAACUUCUGUGAGAUGAUCUUACGACUUCUUCGAACAACUGACUUACGUACGUGGCGAGCCCGGGGGGGUGGCGAGCCGCAAUGCUAUAAGGAUUUUUUUAAUGUGACAUGCGCUGUUAGUGCCAGGUAGAAAAAGCCAUUGAAAACUUAAUCUCUCCAUCUCUCUCUGUCUUGGGAAAACAUCUCCAGAGUUAUCAUUAAGACAAAAUCGAAUCCAAAACAGCCGCAAACACGAUGGAUUCUGUGAGCAACUGAUCAGCGAUUUUACAGAAAGGUCAAAAUCACAUUGACUUAGAAAACCGUAAACACAUUCUUGUUAAAAUCACAUCAUUGACUCAAUAAACCUUAAAAAAGGUGUUAACCUGUAAAUACAUUCUUGUUAAUUGCUUUUAGAAACGAAUCUAUUGGUGUAACAACUGGCCGAGCCUUCUGUGGUGUAGUAGGUCAUCGAGACCGACACGAGUAUACAGGUAACAGUCAAGUUCAUAUACCGCUUACUGAUAUCGUUUGUCUGGUCCAUACCUUAAAUUACGUAAUAUGUAGUCACUGCACUAAAGUGACAACACAAGGCACACGGGCCAUUAAUCCAAAGGAAUUAAUUAAAGAGGUAGUACUAGACUGCUAAGACAGUGUUAUAAUAACUAACGGUAGCAAACGGGCCGUGCCUUUGCGAAAUGAUUUCUGGUAAUUUGCUUGUGAAAUGAAAUUUCCAUAAAACUCAAAACUUCUUGAGAAAUCCUGGAAAGGUAAACGGGCCUUUUUAAAAAAGACUCUCGGGAAUUAUAAGCAAUUCUCGUAAAGUUUCUGAAAUCCCCUACGAGAAUUUAACACUCUUUCCAGGAAUUUCCUAGUAUUCGUAACACGGCACUGGUAAAGUAGAAUGCGAAUAAGCAAUUAUCCAAUCUUAGUAAAAUCCAACUAGUGGUCUAUUAUCAAUGCUGCGUUCUGAUUAGUUGAGCUACUACUAGGCUACAUGUUAUAGCCCACUAGUAGCGAAAAGCGCCGGCUUUGAAAACCAAAACAAUGGCGGCUGAAUCGCGUUUUGCUAGCUAAAGUUGUUUUGUCUCGAUAUUUUUGACCAACUAGUUGGAUUUUACUAAAACAAUUAUUCCUCUCGCCCUCAUGGCCUCUGAGUUAAUAGCCCAUUCGGCCUUCAGCCUCAUGGGCUAUUGACUCAGAGCCCAUUCGGGCUCGAGGAAUAAUUGUUAAAUAGACAGAGUAGUACAUAAGGUUAAUAAUUUUGGUAGUGUGUGGAAAGGGGACUAUGAGAACCUUUGUCUAUUUUCCAUGUCGAUGUUGAGCAGAGUCGGUAAUUUUUGUUCCGAUAUUUUGACAGUUAUUGGACGGAAAGUAAACAUGGCGGCCAGGCUGAUGGUGAAUUACCCAGAAGUGCUGUCUUGUGACGAUGACACCUACAGAUCUGGCAAGUCCAAGUUGAAGAAGGAGGAUUUCGUCACGCUGCCUUUUGUAAAACUGAAAGGUAUCGCUGAACCAGGAACAGUGAGAGAAUAUAACAGACACCAUGAGUAAGUACUAUAUUCAUAACAGCUUUCUUGAAGGAUCUUAUCCCCCAGUGAAAUAUGCUAUAACUAUGAUUCUUAUAUAGCUGGAAAUUUUUUCCCAACCGCGCGUGCUCUCAUUGCUUUCUGCGAAAUCACAUGACAUCUAACAAUGAAAAUGUUUCCCGCCAAAAUCUUUGAGCAGGCAACCAAAAUCUAUGACGUCAGAGGGUAACAGUGCACCGUUACCCGCGAAUGUUGACCGACGACUGCCGUUACAGCGAGGUUUAAUGAAUUUCCAGCUUCAAAAUUUCCAGCUAUAUAACAAAUCACUUAAUGACUGGUCCUGGAAACGGUUAAUUUUGUCCCAGUCAUUAUGUGUUUAUUAUUAUCAUUAUUGCUAUUCCGUAAUAUAUUCAUGACGCGUUUUUCUGACCGUACUCCGAAAUUUGAGGUCAAUUCUGAGCUUAGUUAGUGCGUUUACCCCUUACACGAAAUGCCCCUGUAGAGCCAUGAACAGACAUAGCAUUGAAACUUGAAAAAGAUGGCCCAGCUUCCUCAAGUUUAAAUUCAUUUCCAUCCCAACAAUUCCGCUGCACCAGACGACAAGAAACACUUUCAAUGGCUAAAUAUAGUCUUAAAUAACAAAACUGGGCCAUUAUUAUUAAAAUUCUAUUGAUGCCAAGACAAGUUCUAGCUGUUUAAAAAGAUGGAAAAUAGCUUGAAAUAGCUCACUCAGAAAGACUAAGGGUGCAUUCGAUUGACCUUAUUCCGGAAUAAGUCAUAACUCCCUGACUUUUAACUUAAAAACAGUACCGAUUCCCAUAGUGCCAGUCUUGGAGGAUUAGACUGAAUACAGUGAUUAUACACUCAUGAGUUGUUUGAAUGAAACCAAUUAUUUAUUUACUUAAAAAUUAGGUUCGCCAACUACUGGCAGGGUCACCGCAAUCGCGCGUGGCGCCAGUUACUGCGGGGCCGUAGUAGUCCCUCCCUCCAUGCGAGAUAGACCACCACACCAGGGUCUACGUUUCCUACUCUUUGCAAACAGUGAGUGGGUUCUUUAACAUACCACAGAGUUUACAUGUAAACAGUUGUGAGACGAGGCCUACGGUUUGCACUGUAUCUUCCUUUUACGAGAAGUCUAGAAAGUCUAACCGUCUUUUUACAAAGGCAUAACUUUCGCCUCAAUUAUUUUAAAACCCUGAGUGUUGGUCCGGCGCUGCCGGGGUUUGAACAAGUUUCAUCCCGCUCCGCCGACCGCACCGGCGCUAAUCCAAACUGGGCUGCAGUAGAUCAAUAGUAGUGUUCAAUUAACAGACAGGCUAACGAGUUGGCUAAAAAGUAUUGUAAAAAGUCCCAAACACAAAGAGUGGUAUUAUCGGAUGUCACCAAAAAACCUGAAAAUGUGGAUCUGUUCAUUUUCCCAAUAAUCCUCAUAUUGUCGAUAAUUCGAUUAUAUCUAUUCGAUUGAAUGACUGAGAAAAUGUGACUUAAAGUUAAGCAUUUUAAUAUCAGGAAUAUGAAAAACCUGUGAAAUUUUCCGGCUCAUAUUUUUUUAGUUUCUUUGAACACGUUCUCUGUUUUUUUUUCACAGCCGCGAAGAGGAAGAGGAGGAAUAUGAGUAUCCUAUCCUUGGUGAGCUGUAAACUGGACGAAGUUUUGCCAUCGAUCGGCAUCGUUUUUUUCCUUCUCGCAAGAGGAGAACGUGUAUAAGCUUUCUUGUACAAAGGAAUGUACCUCUGAGUGAUGCUAUGAUACUAGAGAAGAUUGUCACACAAUAUAGUCUCACCAUUUAUUACCUUAAGAAUAUUAUUUGUAAUCUUUGAUUGUUCAGAAACGUACACCUGUGAAUCCUUUAUGAACUUGUUUGCCAUUGUUCGCUUCCGUUUACAUUGCAGGGUGAGAGCAAUCAGCUUGUGUCUAUUCCUGUCUUAAAUUCAUUCUUAAUUAAUGUAACCAGUAGCGCAACUCUGUGGAAAAGCUACGGAAUGAAUAAAUGUUUGAUUUCUUUUAGGAAGAGGAAAAGAAAUUGAUGAAAUGAAGGAGUUGCUUCAUGCCAUUAAAUGUGACAAUACUCGUGUGAGUGGCAACAGGCGAGUUGUGGUGAUUGAAGGAGAAGGAGGAAUUGGUAAAACAAGAGUUAUGGAAGCACUUAUGGAUACCGCUGAGGAUGAAGAAUUCAAGUAAGGCACAACAGUCGAAAUUUGCCUUCAAAUUUUAAACUGUGCUUUCUUGAAUGAGCUGUGUCGCGAAAAUAAUUGAAUUGAUACAGUGGGAACUGCAACCAAAAAUUGAAUGAAACAUAAAAAUAACCACUAAAAACGUUGAAAGAAUGUAUUAAUAACGCAGCAAAAGUAAAAGGAGGUAUACUAAGAAGAUUGAAACGGAUCGCAAUUGUGGUUUUUGAAAGCUUGUUACCUUAACAGUUUUUCAAAAUUAAUUUUUGUUGAUUGUGAAGUUUGAUACAAUGCUUGGGACGUAUAUUUGCCUGACACAAAGCUGCGAUCUUGCCAUUCACAAGUAAUAUCUUGAUUUUAAUAAGGACGUGCAAUUGGUAUUAUGAACAACAUAAACUGACACAGCCACGUUAACACAUUUGGAAAGCUUGGUGACCAAGCCUUCAGUUAGUUAUAUUUGGUGGCUGCACGUUUUGUAUUUGCCUAACAAAGACGAGGGCAGCCCUCCAUCUGAGGAGAGUCAUGCAAGCUUAAUUUACGCGAUCCAAAUCUUCGUUAGUGUCAAUCAGUUAGUAACCAUUAGCCAAAAACUUUUUUUUUUCAAAUGCUAGGUAAUUAAAAUAAAUUUGUUCCAUUUAAGGCGUUGUUAGAGGAGACGAUUUGCAGGGCAACAGUUAAUGCUGGAAUAAUGUUGAAACAAUUCGUAACAAUGCUAUGUCUCGCUGAAUAUCUUUCCUUGAAACAGCUCGUUUAUGCUCUUAGAUGCAUUUGAAGCAGAUUAUAAAUCUUCCACGUAUCGUAUACGUGUUACCUACGAAAACAGGGUCAAACUUUUCACGUUCUGUUUCCUCAGGGUAGAUUACGUGGAGGCUGAUAUGGCGCAUGCGCACACGCCGUACCAUGUAGUACAGACUCUUAUAACCAAUUUACUGGAACUGGAUACGUGCCGAACAGCUUCAGAGAAAGAGCGUGCGCUCUUGGAGCAUAUCACUGACCUUAAACUGCGACAAAAGAUGUUUCUGUUAAAUGACUUGCUUGGCACACAUGUAAGUACAGCCGUAACAGCGUUGGGAAUAUUUAUUCCAGAAAGAGAGUAUGCAGAAAAUUUUUUAGGAUUUGUGGUAUUUAACACGUUUGAACAUUGUCAUUACUUUGGUGUGUUUGUAAUAUAAUAGUACUAAUUCAAUUGGGUCUCACUGUAAUUAAGUGGUGUUUAGUGCGAUUUAAUGAUGUUAGCCCCGGAAGAGGUUUACUUAAAGAAAAGGACUGCUGUCUCUCUCGAAACUAGGACAUAUGCAAAAGGAAGAGCGGGGAGGGUUAUAUCUUUGGGAAUAGGCAUUGUUUGCAUAUCAUUCCGAGCUCAUUUGCUCAGGACUUCAUGUUUUAUCUGCAGUGUUCCGCACGUUUUUGGACUUAUUUUCGUUUCAGAUAAUCCCGAAUCCCGAUUUUGCUCAUUUGGACUCAGAUAAGAUUACUCAACAUUUCCACAUGCUUUUGUUUGACAUUGUUCACCAGGUAGGUGUCUCAAGGUUUUAGAAUAUACAUUCACUCUAUUUCCUUCCCUUCUGUUGCCGUUCUCGCCUUGGGCGUACGUCAUCUUACAUCGUACUUCCACACCUAGCACGUUACGAACUAAACUGACUUCACUAUCGUGUUCGCGUUCCAUUCUAUGACCGUUCCGUUGUUUUAAUGACAACUAUGCUGAAGCCUCUGAUUCACUUGGCCUCAAGACUCAGGCUGAUAACAGCUUGGUAAAGCAUCUUUCGUGAGUGAUUCAGGAUUCUUUCUCAAUUAUAAGGUUCUUUCUCGACGUCUCAAUUUGUAAAAUUGUACUGAUUUAGUAAAAGAUUUCAUUCUUUUAAAAGAAUCUGUACCCACAUAUUUUUCAGUUUGCUGUCAGACAACCGUGCUUGUUCGCUGUGGACAAUGCGCAGUUUAUCGAUCAGGAAUCACGGGAUUUUUUAGAAGACUUGUCCAAAGACUCUCACGCGAUUUUGGUAUUAGCUCUCAGGCCUUUCUCAUCCUCAAACCCACCUUACGAGGCAGCUACCAGGCUGAUUCGACAUGACGUGACCAAGAAAAUCAAAUUAGGUCAUAUAAGGUUAAUUAUCUCUCGUACGGAUUAACCUAAGCUCAUUAAUUGACUGUCCAUAUUGAAGUUGUCCACGAGUCUGUGUCGAAUUGUACCGAAUGCUUAAGGGACGUUAUUGCUUCUUCAAAAGAGCCUUUUCACAUGACGUCACGGCAGCUAUAUUGGAGUUCCAAAACAAUGAAACGGAGGCCAUAUCGUUGUUUUAAACCAAUCCUUUGAAAGUUAAACACUUUUCUUAUGUAAACGCUUUUUUUUCCCAAUAAAUUUUCACAGAUGCUGGACACGUUAUAAGAUAAUCAGGGCAAAAUGUAAUGUACUUUUCCAUUGGCUGUAAAUGCUAUUAAUAUUUCUUUAUUUGAUACUUAGUGAUCAGCAUUUCACAAAUCGAUUUCGAUUUCGUUCGAUCGUUACAUCUGACAAACGUAAUCUUGUAUGAUCUAUAGGAGGCCUGUCGCCCCAUGUUAUGAGUGACCUGACAUGUCAGUUUAUGGACGUCAUGUUCAUUCCCAAUGAACUGGACGAGAUUAUUCGGCUGAAAAGCCACGGUAUAGCUUCAUGGUGUGAACAGCUCAUCAAAGACAUGCUAGGGAGCGAGGUUAUUCAAAUUGUCGAUGAGGACCAAGCCUUCCCGAAAAAGGAAUCUUCUUUCGAUUUUCUAUCGCUUGAUGCUUCUACAACGAGCCUUGCUUUUAAAAAACACAAGGAGCUGUCUGAUCUCUCUCGCCCAAGGACUCCGUUUUAUAGCGAAAGUAGUCAGUUACAAGCUGGUAGUCCAGAUCCCAGACGAAUGACUCUCGCUGUGAGCAGAGGAAUUACACCGAGUCUCUUUGGUGGUGGUUACCAAGAAUCUGGUGGCUCCUCUGCAACCUGGCGAAAGGAAAGGCGGAAAUCAACUGGUUCCACUAAGAGCAUCCACUUUAACUUGGAGGGCCUUGAAAGUAAAACGAAAAUGAAUGAUUCAGAAGUUGAUUCCAGUAGAGGUUCUCGACGUAUCAGCCUUCUCUCUGAAGAAGAAUUACCACAAGAGAAACCAAAGUUCAAUUUGGAUCUUGCAAAUUUCGUGCCUGCAUCAGAAAAUUCAAUGCCUUUGGACACCAAGAAAGUGUGUAUUAUUAAUCCAGGUGUUGACAUUUCCAAAGUGGUCGUUCCAGAAUCUGUUAAAGACAUGGUCCUGGCUCGCAUCGACAGAAUGAUGCCUUUAGAACAAGUGACUUUAAAAUGCGCCAGUAUUUUGGGUACUGAAUUUCAUAGAAACGUGCUUCAGGCAAUUCUACCUGGGUCUUGUCGAAGAACUUUCGAUUUGGUGCUUUACAACCUUGCUAAGGAAUCGAUCGUAGAGUGUGCCAGUUUGGCAGCCCAACAUCAAAAUGCUCACAACCAUCAUGGAUUCUACGACUUCAAUGAUCCUGUACACGCUCACCAACACACACAUCACCAUCAUCAUCACCAUCACCACAGUGUUGCGAGCUCAAUCCAUGGUUCCGUUUUCUGUGGCUGUUAUGCGGACGAGAUGACCAAAGUAAUAAACUUAUCCAGACUCAUGACUCCAAGUGGACCGAAGAAGCACUGUUUACAUCUGAAAUUUGUAAACACGUACGUCCAAGAGACAUCGUAUUCGCUCUGGCUUGAAGAUCAGAGAAGAGAAUUGCACGAAAAAGCAGCAAUGUUUCUUGAGUCGCAGGCUCACAAGUGUAAAUCUUGUGGGGGAGGUGGAUUUGUCGCUAAGCAAGUUGAUACUCACGAGGCACAGGGUUCCCAGGGUCAGAAAAGGGCUAGCGGUAAGUGCGACAAUGGCACAUAGCUUCAUUUUCUUUUAACUGUAUGAAUGGUUAUUCUUACCAAAACGGUUUUUUUAAACUAAAUUUCUUCUCGGUUUUUUAAGUAAACUGUUAACGCGACCAUCGAUGGAAAUCUCGCUUACGUUUGAAUAUUCUGUAAAAAAAAAGAAAUUAAAAAAACUCGGAAAAGAUAAUGUUAAAUAAGAUAAGCGGUACUUGUUGGUACAUUUUGAAGUAGUUAAUAAGAGACCAUUUCAGGUACAUCUGGCAGAUCCACAGCACAAUUUUCAUCCAAGAUGACCAAGCAAAGGAAAACAAUGGAAAUGAGAGAGAAGGUGCAAAGUCAGGGAGCAUUUUCUUCACGUGCGCAUGAGCGAUCAGCCGAAAUCGCAGGAACAAGCAGUUUAUUGGGGGUUUGUAGACUUUAUUCCUCAAUUCAAAUUACCAGGCAUUCACUCAUAUCAAAAUGAAUACAAGAAAGAUAAAUAAUGCGGAGUAGGUUAUAUAGUCCUCUUACUUUCAGUUCGGUCAAACAUCCUUAAUGGAAAAUAAUCUAAAUUCUCAUAAAUUACAGAACAACACUUGGAAAACUACAAGGCCAGCUUAAUGUGAUAAGGGUAGUUGAGAAUGCCCGUAUUUAUCAUAUUUUCACUGAUCCAUGUCUUAUAAUUACCUUCUGAUCCUUUUCGAUAGCCACUUGAGCUUGGUCGAGACCACCUCUUAUAGCACGAACUUUAUCAAGAAGGUACGAUGAACAGUUUAUCGUAACCAAAUUCGAUCCAAAUACGGUGAUGGUUUUCUAUGUAGGUACAUUUAUCCGUGAGAUGUGCACGUCAUGCCGCACGAGGGGACUGGAAACCAAUACAAAGAUACAAAGGGCGCAAAACUGAUAAAUGAAUUAUAUAGUUUUCGGAGUUUUGAACAGUGAAUUAUGGGUACAGCGAAAUUGGCCAAAGUAAGUCAAUUCUAAGGAUUUUCCUUCAACUCUAAUUCCCCGUCCGAAGCUUGAUCUGUUAUAUCAAUCAAUCGUUUUCAUUUGCCCUGAGCACAACUACUGAAACAAACAUUUGAAAAAAAAAUCCUCUCUUCCAUGUAAUUAUUUUGUAGUAAGGUUAAAUAAAAGUAUAAUGAUAUUGGUGAAUUCGCGAUCGGGCGAGAUAAAGUAAUCCUGUGUUUUGAUUGGCUACCUGAGCGCGCAAGAUGGGCCCAUCCUGCCCCCUCGGAAUUUCCAGCGCUUGUCCCGUAAGGAAAGGUUCUCUUUUAGGCCAUAUAAUCAAUCCUUUAUAUAUUGACAAAUCUUGUUUGGUUAAGAUAACUGGAUAGAGGCAUCGCUCUUUGUUGGAGUCUUUUUUAAUCAACAAAAACGCAAAAAAAGAAUUUGGCUAAUAUCCAGCCAUUCUGACCUCACGCUUAUUCCACGAAUGCGCGUUGGAUAGGAGUUGGCUAUAAUCAUCUCAUAUCCAAAAAGCACGAGUGAAAUAAUUGUUUUAUUAAAAACGCCAACAAAAUAUCGAGAAUUCUUCCCAACUUUAUUUGUAAAAACAACCGACUUUCUGCUUCUUUUUAAUUUAAAGCAGACGCGUACAGUUACCAUAUUUGGAGAGCAUGGUAUAAUGGCUCAUAUACCAUGAUGGCUAAGCCAAUCAAAGCUCUAGAAUUACAUUAUCCAAUGAUUCACUUUUUAAUAAAUGUAGAUAGACAAGCAGGUUGUUUGGAGUUAAGUCACAAUCUUAUUUGUUAUUUCUUAAGAGAAGAGAGAGACGACAAUCUCCAGUGGUAAAGCAAACAGCGGCAGUUGCUGCUAAAACAGGCAUUGGAAGAGCUUUUGCCAAUUCAUUCGGGUUCGUCAACAAUGCAGUUGUUGGACAAGCAGUGGAUGACCGCAGAUCCAGCUGGCUCCGCAGAUUGAGCUUCCAUCGUAAAACUGUGGACCCCGAGGAAGAAUCGGUUUAUGAAACGGAUAACGCGACUGGAAAGAAAAAGCUGAGGAAGUUUUCCAUGCGGAAAAAGUCGAACUGGUCUGAAAAAGGUAGAAUAUUUGAUUAUUUGGACUUCUUUAUUUCGUAACCCGUAGAAAGGCAGGGUUUUGAAUUAAAGCGUUACUUUUAGAUUUAUCAUCAUUCCACUGUAGCAAAUAUAGUAUAGGGAAAACCUUUUUUUCAGUAAAAAUCUAUUCUCAAGUGUCAGAAAUUGCUACUUUGGUUUUUUCUGAUUUUAAGCAAAAUUAUCGAAGGACCUUCUUGCGGAGUUUCCGCAUCACGAUCGCUGAUCACUAAAGCUUUGUUUCGAUUUUUCAGGCGAUCAUGUCUCCAGACCUCCAUCUACAUCUUUGAUAGAAGAGGAAGAAGACAUUGAUGAGUGUGAAGAAUACCUUAACCUAGGGGAUCCUGGCGAAAAACAAAAAUUAACCUUUGACCUCAGUAACUGUCAAUGUGCAGAGGUGCUUGCCUCAGUCUUCCCUCAACUUGUCGAUCAUUGGCGCGCAGCAGGAAACAAACUUAAGACGGUGCGCUAUUUAACCGAGUCCGGCGCCGCAGCAUUGGCCACUUCCGCUAACAUGCGGGCACUCUCAUAUCUGAACGAGGUUCAGUCCAUCAUAGAGGAGUCGACUAAAAAGGAAGAGCAACUCUUGGCUACUAUAGAAGAACGUGCGCGAGUUGAAAGUCUUAUUGGACAGGUCAGAGCAAAUACAUGUAUCUUUCCAUAAUACCCUGACUUGAAGCUGAACAAUAACAACAGCAAUUUCUUCAAUAGCUAGCUAGUGCCACUAUACAGCUUUCAGAUGAAUGGGUACAUUGUCGAUCUCAUCCGGUAACUUCAUUGUCAUAACAUUAGUACGUAUAGCGCAAUACAUUUUACAAGAUAUAUAUUCAAAAUCAUGAUACGAAAUACAUUUAUUUGUUUGUCGGGGUAAUAAGCUUGGUUCUAGACUUGAUUAUAUGAGAAAAGAUUCAAUCUGAUUCCCAAAUUAAGCAUGGCAAAAUCAUUUAUUUUCAAACGUCCUCAGGGAUCAAAUUAAUUGUCUAGCAACUAAAUUACUAGCUCAGUGAGUUCCUAUUGUUAUGAGGAUCAGAAUUAUUUUUAGUUUAUCCGUCAUGCAGUUCCAGACUUUUCUAGAAUUAUCUUAUAAUCUGUAAUAUUCCAGAAAUAUCUGUAAUGUGACUCAGCAGUUUCCACAAAUAGUAGAUGUUGUAAUACACUAUAAAUAGCAACGGAACGUUCUAGAUGCUUGAAGAAAAGGUAUAAAAGCAGGCUUCCAAGUAACAGAUGUCUCUGUGUGUGAGUGCCCGAGGGCUUUCCCUCGUGGCUAGCUGUGAUUGAACUUAUCAGCUAUAGAUGCUAUGCUGUGAGAAAGCUAUAAUCAACUGCGAUAACUAUGGAGGAGCUAUAACCUUUGACAUUGCUCUAUCUGGAAAGAAGAAAGAGACGAUAGCAGAAAAGAGAAGAAGAUAAAAGAGUUCAUGAUGAAGUUCCCCGUACGAGUUUGUGAACACAGAAAAGCCAACGAGUGGAAAGGAUCCAGUGAAUCAAGAAAGUCAAGCAUUUUUGUCUCAAGUCAGUGGAAUUGGGAGUUGUUCCUGUAUGGCCAUGAAAGACAGUAAGCCUGCCUGCUUUACGAACUGCUUAACUUAAUCUUUAACCUAAGUAACUAUAACAGUGUAUAACUAAAUAAACAAUGGUUAAAAAAGGGUAACUGCUCGUUAUCACACUUUUGUUCCGUGCCUUAUAUCGUACUCGGGAGUUCUUUUCACUUAUGCCUCGUUCGCGGACAUCUCUUGGUUAUUCCGGCACGUAACACUAUUCUCACAUUCUAGAUAAAAAGAGGCCGAAUCAAGGCGUCGUUACUUAAAUAUUUGACACGUUUUUUACUAAAUGAUUAGGUGGAAGUUCAACAACAACAGCAACAACAACAACAACAACAACAACAAGCAGUCCAAGCAAAGAUGAAUUUUACACAAAUACAGUCCAACCCCAUUUUACGGACACCUCGUUAUUAAGGACAGUUUUCUUUGUCCUUGGAGAACACUCUUACAUUUUCUCCUAAUUCAACCCCCGCUUGAUACGAACACUCGUUAAUUCGGACAACAGACACUUGUUUCUUGCCCAAUCUAUCGAUCAACAACCAACCUCGCUAACGCAAACGCUUCAUUAUAAAAUGUGUGCGUAAUCGACCUUUCCCUUUUGUAGAAAAGUCUUCAUUUCACAGCGUGUCGAUAUUCCCAGCGCUAAUUUGCACCGGAUAAGAUGAUUUUUAGACUUCAAUUCCAGACUAGUUUUGGUAUCAAACGGUUCAGCAGAGAACGGUUUUGGUGAGCGACUUUUGAGUGUCUUCGUGGAUUCAAGCCGCGAAAUGAUGGCUUUGUGAAGGUUAAGAGAUGUUCAAUUUGACGAUGCUCGUGUCCUUAAUUGUGUUUUGUCACAAGUUAUGUGAUACAACUUGUUCUAUUUAGCAUUUAAUUCUACACUCCCUCGAAAGUCUAUUUCUUCACAUGUUCAUAAUUUAGAAUUCUGUACUCUGUUCUACACUUCAAGAAUUCAUCGAUAUCAAUUGGCGUAAAAAUUUCGAUGAUCUAGCUACACUCAAUCUACACUCUCGAUCAGUUCCACGACUCGGAACGACUACAUAGUUCCAAGACCCUCGUGCAAAGUUCAGUUCUCAGAUCAGGUGAUGAGUUUUCCCGUUACAAUGACGCAAUAAUUUCCUAACAUGUUUUAUUACUUUAGUAUUUUAGGCAUUUUUUGAAAUGCAAGGUGUUUUUUACUUUAAUAACAUGACGCACUUAACUCCGACACCCCGUUAAUGCAGACACUUCAUAUGGCCCCCAGUGUCCGUAUUAAGAGGCUUUGACUAGAUUAUAUUGUAAAUAAUAAAUCCGGCAGAUAUGCAUGAAUAUCUCUCAAGAUUCUCUUAAAAUGCUUAGUUCUUGCCAAGUCUGUGUUUCUUGUAAAUGCUCUUUUUUUCUGAUAUAAGGCAUUGGCUCACAUGAAUCGUCUCCACGAAGCAUUGGCUCACCUGCUUUCAGGGCUAAGCAUCUUGGGAAAGAAUCAGCCAAGGUCCGACUUCGGAUGCUACAUGAUGAUCUUAAAAGAAUCGUUGCGUCAUUAUUUGCACGUGUUUUUGCCAGGUUACUACAUUGGAGAGGCGGGGUACGUAUCAUUAAGUAUUCAACUGUCAACUGUCCUUUUCAUUUAUAGCUAGCGAUGUAGGGAAUAAGCCACCGUUAUAUAUUAGAAACCCCAAUAAUCUUAAAGUGUUCAAAAAGGCCAUACAAAAUUUUAAAUUGGGAUCUUUAUACUAGUUUUUGUCUUGCAUAUGUAAUUAUUUUAUUUUUAUCACUGUUACUAUUUUUAAUCUUCUUUGACCUUUUUCUCUCACAGUUUGGGACCUUUUCCUGAAUGUUCUUAUAAAUUUUGGCUCUUUUAAACAGUUUUCCAAUUAAGUUUUUACUGUAGUCUUAUAUAUCACAUGUACUUUCGAACGAUUUUUAUUGUAGGCUCUUAGGUGUUACGCGUAUAAAUAAACUACUUACUGGCUUACUUACUUGAGCGUAAGAACAAGUAGGCUGCGGUAUAUUCUUCAGAUUUACUGUUAAAAUGGAACUGAGUAUCUGGAUAAAUGAUCCGAUGGUACAGCAUUUUCCACCAAGUGAUAUCGAACGUCAGUAUUAAAACUGAAACGCCAGUAGUUGCCGCUGCUUCUCUGUUUCGGCUUUACAGUUACCUUCACUGGACUGUUGUAUCUGAAAGUGUUCGAGAUAUCGACAAGUCGUAGCACAUCAACGCCAUGGUCUUGUUUCCUUGCUCUUAUGCCUUAUGUCGGUUCAUUCAAGGUCCCUUAUAACAUUUUAACGUGAAAUAGGACACAGGAGAUAAAAAUAACAUCGAUCCUAGAAGUUGGCCGAGGUCAAUUUUUGCAGCCGCAAGAUGUUGACCGAUUUUUCCAAACGUGUUGCAAUCCUGUAAAAGCGAUUAUGGAAUCCUUCUGUUUUUAUGACUGUGAUCUGUGCGAUGCAGAGUAUGUCGGCUACAAGAGCCGGCAUUUACAUCGACGCAUUGAUGAACACCAUCACUCGGCAAUCGGGAGGCAUUUAUAGAACGUCCACGGCCUGAAAACCAUAGGCGACUUGGGCAGCAACUUUUCUGUACUCAAGAGGUGUAAUGGAAAAUUAGACUGUCUCAUUGGCAAAAUGCUUUUUAUUAAGGAGAAGAAACCACGCCUAAACACACAAUCAGACUCCCCCCGGGCAAAACUGUUUGUUUAACAUAUUUUCAUAUUUUCACAUUUACAUGUGCAAACAUGUUACUUUUCUUCUUUAUUUUGUCACUUUAAACCGUAGGUAUUAAGUCAGUUUUUAGUUUUAUCUUUGUCACUUGAUAACGAUGUCAUAGCGUCAUCGAAAAGUUGUGUGAAACUUUUUUGGCCUAUUUUUGUUCUUAAGUGAUUAUAAGUCAGUGGCCAUUUUCCGCUUACGUUAUCUCUCACUGUUUUAGUCCUUUAGUCCAUUUAUAUAUGUGGUCUUAAUUGUUUCUUUUUCAAGGGAAAACUCAGCUCGACUAAUUGAACAAUCGCGAUGCCUGAGCCAUCUUAGCCACGUGUACCAUUCCCUUCAACAGAACAACAGAUCGCUGAUGGCUGCCCUACAGGAGCUCAACGCUGCUGAAGAAGCCGAAGAAAACCUGCAUGAGGUGUGUUCGGUAGAUGGAAUCUUUUAAAACGGUUUUCGAGGUGCCAGGAGGAUGUUAAAAAUUGACUCAGUUUUACUAAUAUAUUUCCAGAACCGAAGGCUGACUGUUUGAAUUCAAAUCAGUUCACACAGGCAGUUCAGGCAUAGAGAUAAAAAACGUCAUAACCCUAUAAUGGCCAGUAAACAAAACGAGAGUACCAACUCUGGAACAAAUUUUUAGAUUCUGUAUUAAGAGACACCUAGAGGUGUUUUCCAGCGGGUGAUUUUGAUUGAUUGGUUGAGGUGACAGUUGUUGCUAAAAAAGGAGGGACAACAACACUCGAUGAUACCAAAAGAGCUUUACCCUCUUUCGCGUUUUAGUUCGAAUAUAACUCAGGAGCCUUCGGAUUCUGAGAUAGUCAAUCCAAACGUCACAGUAAAGACCAUUCCGAAUAACAAAAGCAGUCUUUUCUCGUAAAUUUGGAUGCACCUCUAUAUGCCAGAAACCACUUUUGACAUCCAUCGUCGAAAAUAUACUUGUACCAGCUAAAGAAUCUAGCGCAUCUCUAGCUAAAGGCAAUUGAAAUCUACCCACAUGAUAAAGUAGGUUUAAAAAUCAACGCAAAAUCUAAAGCAUCCAUCCUUCUUUUGACAAAAACAACUAGAGAGCUCCAUGGGGAGACAGACCCCUGAAUUAUCCCUUUUUCACGCAUUUUCUCCACUUGACGAUCUGUGUUAUUUUCUGGGGAUGCUCGGUAUGGUCUUUGCUUAAAGGAUAUACUAUUCCGUACCAUUACCUAUUACGUUCGGUACAAGGCAUGUUCUACUUAGUUGAAUCCCCGAAGUGCCAGAAAAAUCGCGAGUUGUUCAAACACCCCACAAACUAACUAUCACGCUUACAGAUUUGCUUCUUAGUUCCACUUUGAACAUCUUCAUAUUCAUCGUAUUUUGCAGUUAAUAAGCGCUUACGCUGGAGUCAUUGAGUGUACACAUCUUGUUGGCUGGAGAGGAUGGGGGAAAACGUACGAAGAAAUAGGAAAGAACAGGUAAAUAAUUUUUUGCCAUACAAGAACUUCUCAACCUGAGGAGGCAGCGUGGCCGAGUGGCUACAGCGCUGGACUUAUAAUUCAGAGACCCUGAGUUCAAGUUCCGCCCUGACCGCUACCUGAUCCGCUAUCCCUGAAAAGCAUCAUAAACGGAGGAUAAUGAAGCAUUUAUUACUAUUAUUAUUGUUGUUGUUGUUAUAGCGGAGCAGAAAGGUUGUGUAUUAACAUGAAUAGUAGUACAAUUACCUCUCACAACGAAAACCUUCAGUCACGAACUUCAUUUAUCUCCCCUCAGCUUUAGACUCGAGUGCUAGCACCCGUCUCUUUACCCAGAUAGAUUGUGAUAGCCCUAUUCAGAUGGAUUCAUAUUUUCAUACUCUCCCCAACCCUCAGGUGCGAAGACCCGUCACUUUACUCAGACCCAGAGGACAUGAUAACCGUGGCGCAUCUCUACUGUGUCAGCCUCGCUUUCAGGCUAGCAAUUGGCGGAGUUUCAAUCGCUAUCGCCUCAGGUUUGGUCCUACUUUUAUCCCAGCGAGAUCUUUGUUGGAGCAUAUAGUAUAGACCGACAAGGUGACCUCUUGGAAAAUUAUCUGAAACUCCUCCCUUGAAAGUCGAAAGGUCUGAUAAGUAAUUUAGAGAUAAGUAUAAAAUACAAUUUUCGAAACAGAGAGGAUCUUAUGUUAGUCACAUUGAUCUUAAAGGUGAAUCUGAUGUACAUCAACAGAAACGCCCACUACAAAAUUGCAUGUCAUUUAGCAAGUGACAGGAGUGUAGUUGAUUUGUGAAAUGUUCAAUUUUAGCUCUCUUCACGUGAGGUAGGAGUUUUCACCGUGGAAACAUGUGGCCCUGACCAUGAAUAAUUUUUCUAGCCUUUAUUAGCAGCAUUUUUUGCGGAGGUUCCGCUUCCGGUCAUCUUUUGUGCCUAGUCAUAGGUAACUUCGAUAUCAUAAAAAAAGAAACCAAAUAAAUUUUGCUUAAUCGCAUUAGCAUCUAAUCUUGUUUGUUUCCUUUAGCUAGAUCGUUCAGGCAGGGUCCCGUAUCGAUAUUCAUUAUUCAAGAUGCUUUUCUUUUUUAUGACAGGUCGUUAUGCUCUCGGUAUUGCAAAUCAAGUUCACAACUCACACAUGAAGACAACUUGCAUCCCUCUUCUUGCUCAAAGUCUUCUAGCCACUGCAAAGUAAGUGAAAUCCAGUAAUAAAAGACUGAUGAAAUGUUAAGCCAGGUGGAAAAAAAUCACUUUUAUUUCAUGAAACGGCAAAACGUAACUGUGAUAAACAAUUAGGUCAAAACAACGCAGUGAAGAUGAAUUAAGGUGAGAUUGUUUCCAUUCAUUCAACAGCAAUAAGGUGAUAACUUGGCCCUAGUUAUAUCACAUAUAUCUGCUCAACGUCUGGCCUGUCGGGGAACAAGCCAUUUUACUGAUAAUGAGAGUGCACAUUUUAUCUAUUUCUAAAAAUUUACUUCCAAAUGUUUACUGUCAUGCACCAAUUUAAUUUUUUUUUGUUUUAAUUCUCAGGAUUCCAGAGUGUAUUGAAGUCCUCAAGGAACUGAACUCCGCUGCAUUAGAGUCCAGUGACUCUCACGGUCGCGCGCUUUACAUGUGCUGUUGCUUUGAUCUCAUUCUUGAAGCAGGUUAAGUUAUAUUGUCACAAAAAUUAGAAUGAAUUCUAGCUCCUCUCCUCUAAAACACGUAUUGUAGUCUCGAGAUUGGUUUGUAAGUAACAAUGAGACAUCAGUAAAGCAGUAAACCUAAAAACCUAUGGUUCACCCGGUAAAUAUCCACAUGUACAAAACUGAUGUAUGAAGAUUUUAAUACGUAGAUGAGUUUAUCAUAGAGGUCUCCAUAGUUAUUCAGCUAAUCCAUAACCUUCAUUUACAGGGUCCAAUUUCGCAAAAGUGAUUGGAUUCUACAAUUUUCUCAUACAAACCCCCUAAAUUACCCCACGUUCGCCCAAUAUAAAACUGCAGCCCAUCUGUGUGAAAUAGGAAGUUAUAAUGUCAAGAGGGCAUAUCAAAAUCCAUUAUUUCCAUGGUCUUAUCUCUUUCACGAGGAAGAAAAAAUGCUAUUCUUGGCGGGAUUCCAAUCGAUGACAUCAUACAAGCCUUCUUAGCAUGAGUGGUUACAGAGAAACUUAUGAGUCCGCUUAUGGCUUAGGACAUGCUUGAUAUUAUAAGCGCCCUCUAUGCAGAUUGGAUCAGCAGUGUCGAAUGGAACCUAACAGGUAUAAAAUUUAAGACAUAAGAUAGUGUUAAGCUUGGUAAAAUGAUAAAUGUUUUCCAUUUCCUUCAGGUUGGCAGCUGGAAGAUAUUAGUCAAAUUUUUCAGUUCACAGCAAAGAUGUCUACGGAUCCAGCAUUCGCUUCUGAUCUAGUCCCAAAGUUCUACCUAAAUGCUUCACUUGCACUUUGGUAAGAUUAAAAUUUAAUUUGUUACUUUUUAUCACCUUGUACUCUUCUAAAGUUAUAUCCUUUUAAUUCAUGACAUUGAAAAGGUAGACUUGAUCGGAAUUCGAACCCUGACCACUGAAGUAACCUGAAAUAACCCCACGUCCUAUAGAGUCGAUCUAAUAUUCCCAUUUUACCUAGAUCGUACGGUAAAAAGGGGUGAAAAAAAGUAAAGAAAUGGAAUAAAAUAAGAUAAUAAGAUAAGAGGCGUCCAUAUGUUCUUCUAUCUGUGCUUUAUUUAGAAUCUCGUUUUUUAAGGACCAUUAAAAAGUAGUGUUUCAUUUUUUAACAGGUUCUUCAAAUUUUGUUGUCGUUAUUAUUCUCCCUCAGAAAAGGAAAAAAAAAAACAUGCGUGUUACAGUUUUACAAUUUCUUGAUAGUGUUAUGCACACCUUAAAAAUUAAAAUUUUCCUUGACUUUUUUCGGGUUUAGGCACGCCAGGAGAGAGGACUGGGGAAAUGCCGAUGCAUACUUUGCUACUGCUACUGGUAUGCUGGCUACAAAAAACUUUAAUUCAACGCGUCCAAUCUUGUUAUAUUGCCCUUUGAUAAACUUUUAGAAUAAUAUUUUUGGACAAAAAUGUUUCCACAAGGCUUUCCAAAGACUUCUUUUCACUUGCUUACUUUGCAAAACUGGCUGGUGCUGAUGCUGGCUUGGAAUAAACCUGAAUAGUGUAGAAUUACAGAUCCGUGUCAUCUGGAUUAUUGUUAAAUUAUAAGGACUCCGUUAAUUUCUUCUUUUAUCACAGAGGCGAUUUUUAUGGCUUUUGAUAAUUCCCUUGUUUGCAUUUUUAUUAGGUUAAGCUUAAAAUAUUUUUUAUGAUCACGGGGCUUAUUAUGUAGCUUUAGGUAAAUGUUAAGAGUUUUGUCAAGUACACUGUUUAUGGCUCAGUAAACAGAGGCAAUAGCACCCGAUUGGGAAGUAAUUUUUUUUUAUUGCAGGAAACUAUAUUUAAAGCCAAUGACUGUAGGAUCUCUAAUAUGAUACGUUGCUUCUCUUACUAGCUCUAGAGCCAUUAAAGUUAGAAGUGUUUAUGGCUGUUCACGGGUUUGUGAAGAUCGUGGAGUUUUGGCUGUUGAAGCAACGCCAUAAUAGCAAAAAUAGACAUUAUGAGCACGAGGCUACUAAGGUGAGUUCAUCAAAUGAAUUUCUUGAUAUGCAACCUAAAGAUAAUCGAUAUUAGGUCAGUUUUUCUAAAUUAUCUGCAGGGAAUAACUUUAUGGGUGAAUUAACUAGGUAUCAUCGAAAAAAAGGAACACAACAUCUUUGUUCCUAAUUGCCUCACCAACGGAUUUAAGAUAUAGUCAGCAACUGUCAAAAUACUUAAUUAACGUGCUGAAACCUUUGAUUGACGAAUCUGGACAUAAACCACAGUCGACUGAGAACUUUAUUGACGCCAUCAAGACAAAACAGAUACCUGACGAGCACAAACUAGUGUCUUUUGAUGUGAAAUCAAUGUUCACCAGUAUUCCACUUCAACUGUCUACAGACUACGUUGACAGCGCUACUAAGUUGAACUACCACUACCUACAGACGACAUCAUGGACCUACUCAACUUCUGCCUAACUUCGACGUACUUUCAGUACAACGGCAAACACUUCAAAUAGCUACCAGGGGGCAACUAUGUUUUAGCAGAAAUUUUUAUGCAAAACACCGAGGAACAAGCCGUUGCUACUUAUACGCGAACUAUACCUAUUUGGUUACGCUACGAUGACGACACUUUCACCGCCGUACACACAGAAACAAAAUAUACGAGUUUUACGAACACUUUAACAAACAUCACGCGGACAUGCAGUUUGGCACGAAGAUCCAGGAAAAUUGUAAAAUACCUCUUCUAGACUGCUUGUUCACUCGCGACAACAAAAUAAUACGGCUAGGAGGGACAACUUACAGAAAAGCGACACAUACCGACAGAUUCACUAGAUCGUAUGUCAUCGUACAACCCGACCUCUCUCAAAGGCUACAACUAUACGGACUUUGACGAGACGCGCGCAAUUAGUUUGCGACUCGCCUGACUGCCUACAAGACAAGACUGACUACCUAAACAACGGUUUUACUAAAACAACUAGAGCGAGGACUUUUUUAGACGAAACACUCACAGUAACACUGAUUUCAACACUCAGACCCACGUCAACUCUGGCCCUGUUACGACAGCGACUAUACCGUACGUCUCGAGCAGAGGCACCUGUGAAAGUAUCGCACGUAUACUACAUAAUAACCUAACAACAUACGUGUUGCACAAAAACUUAUAACCACUUUACGACAAGUUCAACUACCUUACUACUGUCAAAGACAAAGACAAACUGGAGGACAGACAGGGAGCAGUAUACACGAUCAAAUGCUGCGAUUGCCAGGUCACUUACGUCGGUGAAACCGGCAGAAAUCUUAGCACACGACCGACCGAACACAAACAAACGACAAGAAAUGGUGAAGACAACAAUCGCUUUGCUGAACACCAUUUACAAAGGAAACAUCAAAUCGACUGUGACUCUGCGAUAUGUAUUACGUAUUCUGACUCACUUUUGAAAGUUCGUUUACUAACUUAGAACAAACGCGACUGAAUCAUAGGAAACAGUUACCAGUUAACACAGACGUAUUGACAGACUCAAGCAAAACUAAUUACGAGAGAAUGACUGGACAACCGACAAUUCGACUAACAAUAAACGACUGUUUAACUGUGACAAACAUGACGACUUAAUUGACUAAGCAGAUCAAUAAUCACAGUUUGAUAUCAUCAACUGACCAACUCACUUUAACUCUGAGGAUGACUACCACACAGGUUGUCGAAACGUCAGUCCCUGUCAACAACAGUCCUAUUCAGGACUACUUUCACCCGGACGAUCAUACUCAACCUACUUAUGAUAAGUCACUCUGUGGAGUCAAUCCCGUUGAAAAACUUAGUUCAACUUGGUUUAGUUUUCAUACAACCGAGAUAAACAGGUUUAAAGGAAGCCCACAUACAGUAUGCGGGUGUUCCAGAGUUUUAUCAAGCUAACUUUGUUGAUUCCAGGUUCUGAAGAAACUUAAAGGAUCACUUAAUCAUCAUCCGGUGUUUGAAGGUCGGCGACUCCACUUACUCGCUUAUUUUCAUCUCCUGCUCGGCAAGAAGGAGAAGUGCAAGGUCAUGUUACGGAAAUGUUGCAGUAAAAGCAGGAGUAUGGGUGUCUGGCUGGAAGUUGAAUGGGCCAAGAAAAAUGAGAAUGGUUGGUUCAGGGGCACCCUGGAGUCAGAGAAAGCUUACGAAGGGAAGUCCAUGUUCAGUCUUCCAAAACCGCAAACGGCUGCUUAA